AUUUAUAUGCACAUAUAUAUAACAGGACGUAGCAUGAAUGCAGCGCUGCGCUCGCGGGUGGUGGACCUCGCGCGCAGUAGCAAUUUCUAUGCGGCGGCAGCACAGCAACGAACGUGUACGGCGGCUCGCGCGAUUUACGAGAGGAACCGACUCGCGAACUGCUGCACACACUUCAAUCCGUUAUAGGUGUGUGGACAUACAUUGUCGCCUGCACGCCUAAAUGCGUUUAUGUGCAGCUGCUCCCUGAAUUCUGUACGUUUAUACGUAGCCGAGGAUCGCUGCAUUAAACUGCUUUCACUGAAUGCACUUCGAAUACCUCUACGUGCAAAGGAAGCGGGGGUCACUGAAAGAGAGACUUGGUGCGUGCACGCAGCCAUCCGCUGUGCACAUCACGGCUGUAUAUGAAUGGGGUUGGAUGUGCGCCUUUCACGGAUACCUGAAAAUUGCACCCAAGACUGAUUACUUGUAAUUUAGAUGAGAUAUGAAAUGUCCUUUAUACAUGACUUCAACAUAACUCUUUUGAACUUAGUGAUUUUUCGGGCCAUUUUAUUCAAUUAUUAAUUGCAAGGAUUUUUCAUUUUCCUUUUAUGAAAUUCAUCUAAAAUAUUGGGCAAUUACUUCCAAAAAUUCGAAACAUUUAUUAUCAAUAUUCGUAAAUUAAAGUGUACCAAGGAGAAUAACGAUGGUUUAGUUGUCUAGAAGAUUCAAGAGCAUUUCAUGGAUAUAUUUAUCAAUUAAUAAGCUUUCACAUGAGUAUAUUGGCAAAUACAAAGUUCAGAUCAGCUGAUUGAAGGUUAUAACUGUAAAUAAUGAGUGCAACGAAUAAUUGUCAAGACAAAACGUCACAUAAUGAGGGAGUUUUUCACGAAUUUGAAGAAGUUCACAUUCCAGUACCUUGGGGAUACAUAAGUGGAAAAUGGUGGGGUAGUAAAGCAAUACAGCCGAUAUUAGCAUUGCACGGGCGCCAAGAUAAUGCUGGCAGUUUUGAUAAAUUAAUUCCACUUUUGUCAAAAAGCAUUUCAGUGCUUUGUUUGGAUUUGCCGGGGCAUGGUUUAUCUUCUCAUUAUCCAAAAGGCCAAUUUUAUUAUGUACAUUGGGAGGGACUGAUUCUGCUUCGUAGAAUAGUUAAACAUUACAAAUGGAGCAAGGUAAAACUUUUGGGUCACUCACUUGGUGGUGCGAUAUCAUUUCUUUAUGCAGCUUCUUACCCACAAGAAGUUGAAUUCGUAAUUAGUCUGGACAUUGUCAGCCCUAGUGUAAAAGAUGUAACAAAAACUGUCACAAUCACUGGUGAUCAUAUAGAUAAAUUCCUCAAGUUUGAGAACUUGACAUUGGAUAGUGUGCCUUGUUAUGAAUACCAUGAAAUGAUUGCUAUAGUUGAAGAUGCCUACAAAGGCUCCAUCACCAAAGAAAGUGCUGAAAUAUUAAUGAAACGAGGAAUGCAGCCUGCACUUAUUCCAGGAAAACAUUACUUUAGUAGAGAUCCUAGAUUGAAGGUAUCUUUAUUGGGAAUGCUAUCUAUGGAUUUGGUGCUUUCUUAUGCAGCUCAGAUUAAAUGUGCCUAUCUGAAUAUCCGAGCUGUUCCUGGAAUGGUCUUUGAUCAACCUGAAAACUAUCACAAGGUUUUGGAUGUCAUAAAAGAAACUGCUAGAAAAUUUGAGUACCAUGAAGUCGAAGGCACGCAUCACGUCCAUUUAAAUAAUCCAGAACGCGUUGCUCCGAUCAUCAAUCAAUUUAUAAGUUCUUUGAAUUAAUUGAUUGUAUUUUAUUUAUUCUCGUGUUUUGUCGUGUGAUAAAAUAGUAAGAAUUUUAGUACAAAUUGUCAUGGGUUGGGUAGAAUUACAUAUACUUUUGCGCUUCCUUGCACGCAAAAAUUAUGUCCAUGAAAUUGGAAACACCUUUUUGUGUCAAAUUCAAAAACAGAACAAAAUAAGAAAGUAAUACAUAUAUAUAGAUAUUAUUAUAACUUGUUAAUUAUUGCAAAUGAUUGUUUCCAUAUUGUUAAAUAUUUAUACGCUAUUUUGUGUAGCAUGUAACAAUAAACCAACAAAAAAAAGAUGUAAAA
Trichogramma pretiosum is the source of this 2065-nucleotide messenger RNA. Its product is annotated as probable serine hydrolase. NCBI's taxonomy places the organism in Eukaryota, Metazoa, Arthropoda, Insecta, Hymenoptera, Trichogrammatidae. The record is from RefSeq and is a predicted model, not a curated record. The transcript is spliced from 6 exons. The coding region runs from base 810 to 1754 and encodes 314 amino acids.